This is a messenger RNA of Leptonychotes weddellii (Weddell seal), 3809 nucleotides long. The record is from RefSeq and is a predicted model, not a curated record. NCBI's taxonomy places the organism in Eukaryota, Metazoa, Chordata, Mammalia, Carnivora, Phocidae.
AGGGGCCAGGCAGUCUGGCGCAGCGGCACCAGAUCCGGGCGUCCGAAUGCCGAGCGACCGGAGAGAGCACCGCGGACAGCUGGGCCUGGCGGUGAGUGCGGGACUCCGGCCUGUGCGCGGGCGCCGGGCUGGGUACCUGCCGCUCGAGCGACCCAUUGCUUGGCGCCUCGCGAGCGCCUCUAGUCUGCGAAGCCCCUUCCUCCGCACGCGCCGACUCCUGAGUCCCCGGCCUGGUGCAGAGGAGCUGCAGACUCGGGGAUUACGGCUGGAGGUUCUGGAACCAGAAAGGGGAGGCUUCAGCCCUAGGCGGGGGCAGAAUUGCGGCCUCCGGCUGCCGCAGCCUCGGACCUGAGCUGCCCGAGCCGCUGCGGGUCCCGGCAGGGAGAGGGCGAGGCUGAUGCGAACAUCUCCGCGCUCAGUUUUCUGGACUUGCUGCAAGGCGGGCAGGUGCAGCUGCUAAAGACCUCUCCCUAACCCGGUGCGGUGCACUCUGCUACGCUUCCCUCCUCAGCCCCAUUCUCCGGUCUCAUUGCUGCCCCGGGGCCCAGCUGCCACUUGCCUGGCGAUGCUCUCACACUUUGGACUCUUCUGACAUUAUUGAGCUGACGCUUUGGGACAUCAGAUUCAGGUCGUAUGGGGAGAGAAGCGUGUGACUUUGCAAGGUGUGAUGUGGAAACCCUGGUCUGUCACCCAACUCCGCUUGAUCAAAGGCCAAUAGGGUGGUGGAGGAUUGCUGCCAAUUUCCUAAAGAUGAAGAAUCACAUUGCUCAAUGGGCCUUCCCCUUCCUCAGUGUGGUUAUCAUUUGGAACAUCAGGGUGUAACUUGAAGCUGGCGGGACUCCCAGACCCUGAUCAUUAAUUGUCUGAUUCCACGCAGUGGAGGCAGCAACACGCUUUCCUCCAAGCAGGAAGAAUGGUAUAAAAAUGAGAAAACAUCAACCCGUGCUUUGAAUGUGGCAAGAAAAGAAGAAGCGUUGUCAUGAUUGCUUGAAUUCAGGACUUUACACUGGAAGGAAAGUUAGAUGUAAGCUCUAAUCUCUUAGUUCUAAUAAGCAUCUCUUCUUGGGAACUGGAAAUUUAAAAAAAAAAGGAGUCCUUUGAAGAAAAAUGUGCCUCUUAAAUCAACCCCAGCCUCUCCUCCAUACAAAGAACUCUUAAUGAUACUAGCAGAAAAGAAACAAAUUCCGCUAAAAGCUCAUCUGCAGAUCAGAAGAACAAAGACAUGGAGUUUUGAGGAGUGAAGGUAGCAUGGCGUCGGCCAUGGGUGAUCAAGACACAGCCAGACAAUGUGGAUCAGUUUCUUCAAACUACGGCUUUUCUGCUGUCUGCUUGCAGUGCUGAUGGUGGUGGUGCUGGUCAUCAAUGUGACUCAGGUAGAGUACUUGGACCAUGAGACUGUUUCAGCCACAUUCAUCGAUAGUAGUGGACAGUUUGUUUCCUCCCAGGUGACAGGAAUUAGCCGGAAUCCUUACUGUGGCUAUGAGCAUCAGACUCUGUCCAGCCGGGAGCGCAUGGAGGAGGACUCCUUGCUGGCUGCCUUACAGUGGCAGGUGCCUGAUGUGGGUCCAGUCCCCUUUCUGAAGAGCACUGACCCUUCUUCCAGCUACUUUGUUAUCUUGAACUCUGCAGCCUUCUUCAAGGUGGGAAGCCAGCUAGAAGUGCUGGUUCAUGUACAGGAUUUUCAAAGAAUGCCCAAGAAAUAUGGUGGAGACUACCUGCAGGCCAGAAUCCACUCCCCAAAGCUGCAAGCAGGGGCUGUGGGCAGAGUGGUAGACUACCAGAAUGGGUUUUACAAGGUCUUUUUUACUUUGCUCUGGCCGGGCAAAGUUAAAGUGUCCAUAUCUCUCGUCCACCCCACUGAAGGGAUCAGAGUUCUUCAGCACCUACAAGAAGAGAAACCACACAGGGUCUAUUUCAAGAGUCUGUUCCGUUCAGGAAGAAUUUCUGAAACCACGGAGUGCAAUGUGUGUCUUCCUGGCAGUCUGCCCCUGUGUAACUUUACAGAUCUCUACACUGGAGAACCCUGGUUCUGUUUCAAACCAAAGAAGCUCCCUUGCAGUAGUAGAAUUAACCAUUUCAAAGGUGGAUACCUGAAGGGCCUUCUAACGGCUGCAGAGAACGCUUUCUUCCAGAGUGGUGUUAAUAUCAAAAUGCCAAUCAACUCCAGUGGACCUGAUUGGGUGACUGUGAUUCCCAGGAGAAUAAAAGAAACGAACAAUCUAGAACUCUCUCAAGGCUCAGGAACUUUUCCUUCUGGGUAUUAUUACAAAGACCAGUGGAGGCCCAGAAAGUUUAAGAUGCGCCAGUUUAAUGACCCCGACAAUAUCACAGAAUGCUUACAAAGAAAAGUGGUGUAUUUAUUUGGUGACUCAACAAUCAGGCAGUGGUUUGAAUACCUUACUACAUUUGUUCCAGAUUUAGUGGAGUUUAACUUGGGUAGUCCCAAGAAUGUGGGUCCUUUCCUUGCGGUGGACCAGAAGCACAACAUCCUGCUCAAAUACCGCUGCCAUGGUCCACCCAUCCGUUUUACAACCGUCUUUAGCAAUGAGCUCCAUUAUGUGGCAAAUGAACUGAAUGGCAUCGUGGGCGGGAAGAACACCGUGGUUGCCAUAGCUGUAUGGUCUCAUUUUAGCACCUUCCCCUUGGAAGUGUACAUCCGGCGGCUCAGGAAUAUCCGUCGAGCAGUGGUCCAGCUCCUGGAUCGAAGUCCUAAGACCGUGGUAGUCAUCCGAACAGCCAAUGCCCAAGAGCUGGGGCCUGAGGUGAGCCUUUUCAACAGUGACUGGUACAACUUUCAGCUGGACACCAUCCUUCGGAAGAUGUUUUCAGGGGUUGGAGUGUAUCUUGUUGAUGCCUGGGAGAUGACCCUGGCUCAUUAUUUACCCCACAAGCUACAUCCAGAUGAAGUUAUUGUGAAGAACCAACUGGACAUGUUCUUGUCCUUUGUGUGCCCCUUGGAGACCUAGCCUGCCCUGGAGGGGACUGGAGGACUCGUAUUACCUGCAGUAGAGGAAGUUUAUGGCUGGCCCCAUGGAGAGAUGGCUGCUAUUGACAUGUACACAAUUUCAAAAGGAACUGGACUUUAUAUAAGACUUAUAAGGAGCUUAGAAAAUGCAGGAUGCAUUUAUGUCUACCUACAGGAUUUUUUCCAAUCUUUACAUAGCCAUGGGAGAACCAUUAUUAACAACAUCUACGCAUUGUAUUGCCCUUGUAACCAAAGAUGCUAGUGAGUGUGUUUGAAUUAGCCUCUCCUGAGAGGGGAGAUUACUAUGCUAAAAACUGUGAAAAGUGUUCUGACCUAAGUGGUUGGUAGUGGAGUGUUUGUAGCUUAUCUGGUAAAGGAGAUUGAGCUUAUCUGUAUGAAUAGCACAGUUGGUCCAUCUUUGGUGGGAUGAACUAAUAAGGCUUCUGGUCAGUGGCUCCUGUAACACACUGGGGACUGCUGUGUCUCAGGAGUUUCUUUCAGUGAUCCAUCUUUUCUGAAUUGCUUGAAUAGGCCAGUAUCCUUGGUCAGAACUUUCUAGUGAGAAUAUUGACAAUAUCCUGCUUUUAUCUAGAAAAGAAGCAAAAGGAAAAUAUGAAAGCAGUACACAAAAUCUGUGUGUCGAAUUGACACUUGCACUGGGGGAUAGUUACUUAUUUCAGCUAAAUUUUACAUGAUGAAUACUUUAAUCACUUUUGGAACUGGAAGGGGGAAUCUAUAAAUGGAAAUUUAUUUUUGUGUUUUGAAGUUUGAGGGUUUUAAGAACUGAAUUUUAUGUAAAGGAUGCUAUUGUUUAUUAUAAAGUUGUAGAAGUUACUUCCAUCAA